AUGUUUAACAAUAGUCCAGCAGGACCAUCCGGGGAAAGAGAACCCUUACUGAGUGGGAAAAAACUGUAUCCAGCUUUCGGGCCGGAAGGAACAAAAUUAGAUGCUGCGUUCAAGGACAUUCCGUUGCCGCAGGAGCCAGAAGCAUCACAUCGUAAUCCGUACCUGGAAUGGUUAUCACGAGUCUUUAUCAUCCCGCAGCGGGUGAUAUUGGCGAUCAUGGGCUUUCUGGCCAUUAUGAAUGCGUACACGAUGCGCAUCUCCCUAUCGAUCGCCAUCACGGAGAUGGUGAACAAGACGGGCGGUGCAUCCGAGGACGAGGCCGGCGUCUGCCCGAUCGAUGACAGUGCCAACCCGGACGAUUACACUGGCGGCGAGUUCGAUUGGGACGAGGAGCUGCAGGGCAUCAUUCUGUCCUCGUUCUACUGGGGGUACGUCAUCACCCACAUUCCCGGUGGCAUACUGGCGGAAAAGUUCGGUGGCAAAUGGACGCUCAGUUUGGGCAUUUUGUCGACCGCUUUCUUUACGCUCAUCACACCGUGGGCGGUGGAACUCGGUGGCUCGACGGCCCUGAUCGUGAUCCGUGUAAUGAUGGGACUGGGCGAAGGUACAACGUUCCCGGCGCUGAGCGCACUGAUGGCCACCUGGAUCCCGGCAAAGGAGCGCAGUAAGCUGGGCUCGCUGGUGUUCGGCGGUGGCCAGGUCGGUACGAUUCUUGGCAACCUGCUGUCCGGCGUGUUGCUGCACAACAUUGAGGGCUGGUCGUCGGUGUUUUACUUCUUCGGCGGUAUGGGUGUUUUAUGGUUUGUGAUCUUCACACUGCUCUGCUACAGCGACCCAGAAUCACAUCCGUUUAUCAGCGAGAAGGAAAAGGCCUACCUGAAACAGGAGCUCGGAACGUUGGAGCGCGAUCGCACGUUGCCACCGACACCGUGGCGCUUUAUCCUCACGAGCGUCCCAAUGAUGGCGCUCGUUUGCGCCCAGAUUGGUCACGACUGGGGCUUCUUCAUCAUGGUUACCGAUCUGCCCAAGUACAUGAGCGAUGUGCUGCGGUUUUCCAUCAAAGACAAUGGACUGUACUCCUCCCUGCCGUAUUUGGUCAUGUGGAUUGUCUCACUGUCGACCGGUGUUCUGAGCGAUUGGCUUAUUACGUCUGGACGCAUGACUAUCACGUUCGGGCGCAAGCUGUUCACUACCAUUGCCUCCAUUGGGCCGGCCUGUUUCAUCGUUGGCGCAUCGUACGCCGGGUGCGAGAAGGCUGUGGUUGUUAUGCUGUUUACCUUCGCCAUGGGUCUCAUGGGUACGUUCUACCCCGGCAUGAAGGUUAACCCGCUCGAUCUGAGUCCGAACUAUGCCGGCACGCUGAUGGCCAUCACGAACGGUAUCGGUGCCAUUACCGGUAUCAUCGCUCCGUACGUCGUCGGUGUGAUGACACCCAAUCACACCCUGGAUGAAUGGCGAAUUGUGUUCUGGAUCUCGUUUGCCAUCUUCAACGUCACCAAUCUGGUCUACGUCAUCUGGGCGUCGGGUGAGGUGCAGCCCUGGAACACGCCCCAUCUGAUGAACAAAUCGGUCGAGGCAGGCGAGUCCAACGAUGAAUCGGCCAUGGCAAAGAAAAGCGUACAAUCUCAAGAUGCCAUAAAGCAGUAA
Anopheles marshallii is the source of this 1647-nucleotide messenger RNA. Its product is annotated as putative inorganic phosphate cotransporter. Gene Ontology annotation, biological process: monoatomic anion transport; transmembrane transport. The coding region runs from base 1 to 1647 and encodes 548 amino acids. Lineage: Eukaryota; Metazoa; Arthropoda; Insecta; Diptera; Culicidae. Gene Ontology annotation, molecular function: transmembrane transporter activity. The record is from RefSeq and is a predicted model, not a curated record. The transcript is spliced from 5 exons.